Messenger RNA from Drosophila arizonae, 911 nucleotides. It is a transcript of the gene Nacalpha, whose product is annotated as nascent polypeptide associated complex protein alpha subunit. The record is from RefSeq and is a predicted model, not a curated record. Lineage: Eukaryota; Metazoa; Arthropoda; Insecta; Diptera; Drosophilidae. Gene Ontology annotation, cellular component: nascent polypeptide-associated complex.
ACAAUUUUUCCACCAGGUGGCAAUAUUUCUUUUCUCAAAAAACGUUUUGCGAUUCCGUGCUGCACCCGCUUUUAUAGGUAAAAUGCCUGAGCUAACUGAAAUCAAAAACGAAGCCCCUUCGACCUCCGCGGAGGCGAAGCAACCGGAGGAUGGGGAUGUGCGUGUCGAGGAUGAUGGCAGCGAGAGUGAUUCGGAUAUGAUUCCCGAAUUGGAGGAGGCCGAAAUCGGAACCACACAAUUGGGCGGCGGUGCCACGGGUUUGCCCAUUGAUAUGGUAUCGAAGGCAAAGCAGUCGCGCGGAGAGAAGAAGGCGCGCAAAAUCAUGCUGAAGCUUGGUCUGAAGCAGAUUCAAGGUGUAAACCGCGUGACCAUUCGCAAGUCGAAGAACAUCUUGUUCGUCAUCAAUAAUCCGGAUGUGUACAAGAACCCCCACAGCGAUACAUACAUUGUUUUCGGUGAGGCUAAGAUCGAGGACUUGUCGCAGCAGGCUCAAGUGGCAGCCGCUGAAAAGUUCAAGGCGCCAGAAGGCCCUCUCGCCGCUGACAGCGUAGGUGCCACCACAUCAGUGGCUCCAAUCGCCGAGGAAGAUGAGGAAGAGGUCGAUGGAACGGACGUCGAUGAAAAGGACAUUGAAUUAGUUAUAACGCAGGCGAAUACGACGCGUGGAAAAGCCAUAAAGGCGCUGAAGAACAACAAGAACGACAUCGUAAAUGCCAUUAUGGAGCUGACAAUGCUCUAAGGCGCUGGAACGCAGGAACAUCGUUGCUUUCGUUUAUUACCCGCCUUUCGAUAAACUACAAAUAAACAAAUCCCAAAUCCCAAAUGUUAUGCGUCUCCGCAUGUUAAGCACCAGUCGAACAUUUAACAAACUAACAGGAGAAGAAUAAAGUGACAUGCUUUUAAAAGUCAAA